Arachis stenosperma is the source of this 6402-nucleotide messenger RNA. RefSeq names its product protein NETWORKED 1A. NCBI's taxonomy places the organism in Eukaryota, Viridiplantae, Streptophyta, Magnoliopsida, Fabales, Fabaceae. Bases 761 to 6097 code for a protein of 1778 amino acids. Gene Ontology annotation, cellular component: plasma membrane. The transcript has 6 exons. The record is from RefSeq and is a predicted model, not a curated record. Gene Ontology annotation, molecular function: actin filament binding.
UAUUAUAGCUGCUGUUUAUGUGAUUCAGAUUCAGAUUGCAUUCCUUCACUUUCAAGGAUCCCGUAAUGCAACAGUUAGUGUUCUCUAAAUAACAAAAAGAGAAAUCAUUCAUCAGCACACACAGCUUUCUUUUUCAUUCUGAAAAAGUGGCUCCUUUUUGACAGUUGGUGAGUCAUUGAGUGUCAGGACCAGCACACCACAUUGUAAUGCUCAGAACCCAUCAUCUCCUAUAGAGAUUUGAGAGAUAGAAGAAGAGUGAGUGAUUCAGGUGUUAAGAGAGAGAGAGAAUGGGGUAAUGGUGUUCCCGUUGCUGGAUUCCAGUGCUAUUUUGUGGGGGUGUGGUUUGGUCCGAAAAUGGAUUAAAGUUAGGUUCUUUUUGUGAUUUUCUUAAUGCCCAGUUGCUUAGUUUUUUUUAUGAUUCUCUGUCUCUUCUGAGUGCUUGCUAGCUCCAAGUUCAUUACACUUGUUCACCUUCAGGAUCUCUUGGUUUCUACCUGGUUUGGUUUGGCCUUCAAAAGAAAGAGAACAGCUGCUUCUGAUUUUAAAUUGUGGGAGCUUAUAAAACAAUAAGCUGUCAUGGAUUAAGAUACUGGAGCUGUAUCCAAUUCACCAGGUAAAAGAAGAGGGAAGCAUACCUAAAGAAUCUCCAACUAGAUCAACUGUGGAGGGUGGAAAUCUAUAGACUGUUAGUCUGGCCUGGAUCCAUUAUCAGGCUUUCGCCAAAUCAAAACCAGCUGUGCUCUUGUUCUUGGCAGGAGUCAUGGCAUCAUUGUUACAUUCGGAGUCCAGACGUUUGUAUUCUUGGUGGUGGGAUAGUCACAUUAGCCCAAAGAAUUCCAAAUGGCUUCAGGAAAACCUUACAGACAUGGAUGCCAAAGUCAAAGCAAUGAUCAAGCUUAUCGAAGAGGAUGCAGAUUCAUUUGCAAGGAGGGCAGAAAUGUACUAUAAGAAGCGCCCAGAACUCAUGAAAUUAGUUGAGGAGUUCUACCGAGCAUAUCGUGCAUUGGCAGAGAGGUAUGAUCAUGCGACGGGGGAGCUACGCCAUGCCCAUAAGACCAUGGCAGAAGCAUUCCCUAACCAAGCACCUUACUUGUUAAACGAUGAUUCACCAUGUGGUCCUUCUGGCCCUGAGGGUGAACCACGAACACCAGAAAUGCAUCAUCCUAUUUGUGCAUUCUUAGGGCCAGAUGGUGUCAGCAGAAAGGGUCUAAAGCAGCUGAAUGAGCUUCUUGGGUUCUCUCAGUUAUCUGCUGAAAAGCAGAAUCUGAAGACAGAGAGCCAUUCUGAGUCUGAGCAUGCAGGGGGAGAAGAAAAUGAAGUUCAAAACUUGAGGGAAGCCCUGGCUGAAAUACAGGCUGAUAAGGAUUCCAUCUUGCUUCAGUAUCAGAAGAGUUUGGAGAAGUUAUCCGAAAUGGAAAAAGAGCUUCAUGAGGCUCAAGAAGAUGCUGGAGGACUUGAUGAUCGAGCAACCAAAGCUGAGAUUGAAAUCAAAAUAUUAAAGGAAGCUCUGUCUGAGUUAAAAGCUGAGAAGGAUGCUGGUUUAGUUCAGUACAAUCAGUGUCUGGAAAAGGUAGCUAGCUUGGAAAUUACAUUGUCUCUAGCCCAGAAAGAUGCAAAGGGGCAUGAUGAGAGAGCUGCUAAAGCAGAAACCGAAGCAGAAAAUCUAAAGCAGGAACUUGGCACAUUGGAGGCUGAGAAGGAUGCUUGUUUUUAUCAAUAUAAUAAAUGCCUUGAAAAGAUUUCUGUCUUGGAGGCUAAGAUAACACUUGCUGAGGAGAAUAGCAGGAUGCUGAAUGAGCAAAUUGAAAGAGCAGAAAUGGAAGCUAAAUCUCUGAGGAAAAGUCUUGCUGAACUGAAUGAAGAGAAAGAAGCUGUAGCUUUUCUGUACAAGCAGUGCUUGGAGAAGAUAUCUACAAUGGGGAGUGAAAUUCUGCAUGCCCAUGAAACUUCUGAUCGAUUGAAUAGAGAAAUUGAAAUAGGGGCUGAAAAACUAAGGACUGCUGAAGAGCAUUGUGGUAUGUUGGAAAAAUCAAACCGAUCUCUUCAGCUGGAGGCUGACAACCUGGUGCAGAAAAUUUCUGUAAAAGACCAAAAGCUUUUAGAGAAGCAAGCCGAGUUAGAGAGGCUACAGAGUGUGAUGCAUGAAGAGCAUUCUCGCUUCCUUCAAAUUGAAUCUACUCUGCAAACUCUGGAGAAGUCAUAUUCUCAAUCACAAGAAGAGCAAAGAUCUCUUGCCUUGGAGCUUAAACAUGGCCUUCAGCUUUUGGAGGACUUGGAGCUUUCCAAACAAGGUUAUAGGGAAGAAAUGCAACAGAUUGUUGAAGAAAACAGGACACUGAAUAAACUUAAUUUCUCUUCCACUACGUUGUUAAAAAACCAGCAAAUCGAAAUUUUCAAGUUGAAGGACAUCAAAGAGAAUCUCGAGCGAGAGUUUGCUGUAAAAGUUGAAGAAAGCAACGCCCUCCAGCGUGAAUCUCAUCACAUAAAGGAUCAAAUCCAGGGCUUGAGUAGUAGAUAUCAGGCAAUACUGGAAGAAUUAUGGUCUGUAGGCUUGAAUCCCAACUGUUUUGCAGCAUCUGUGAAGGACUUACAAAAUGAGAACUUGAAGCUAAAGGAGGUUUGCAAAAUGGAACAAGAAGAGAAAGAAGCCCUCCAUGAAAGAUCAAAGGACAUGGAUAAAAUUUUGAGAGAAAAUGUCAAUUUGGAAUGUUCCUUGUCAAGCUUGAAUGUGGAGCUAGAUGGAUUGAGGAAUACGGUGAAGAAAUUUCAGGAAUCUUGCCAUGCUCUUCAGGAAGAAAAAUCCAUUCUUGUGUCUGAGAAAUCAUCUCUACUGUCACAGUUACAAAUUAUCACUGAAAGUAUGCAGAAGCUGUUGGAGAAGAAUGCCUUGCUGGAGAAGUCCCUCUGUGAUGCAAAGAUUGAGCUUGAGGGUUUGAGGGCUAAAUCAAGUAGCAUGGAGGAAUUGUGCAAUUCACUGAAUAAUGAGAAGGCGAAUCUUCUAAAUGAAAGAAGCAUCCUGGUAUCUCAAUUAGAGAAUGUUGAAGCAAGACUCGGUAGCCUCGAGAAAAGGUUUACAAAAUUAGAAGAGCAGUAUUCUGAUAUGGAGAAAGACAAAGAAAGCAGAGUCAUCCAAGUAGCAGACCUUCAUGCAUUGCUUGUGAAGCAAAAGGAAAAGCAUUCUAAUGAUAAACAUGAAAAUGAAGCUCGAUUAGAAAAUUUGGAGAAGGUUGUCCUUCAGCUGCGAGAAGAAUAUCGGUUGGGGAAAAAGGACUUUGAAGAAGAACUUGAUAAAGCUGUAAAUGCUCAGGUUGAGAUGUUUAUUUUGCAAAAGUGCAUUGAAGACUUAGAGCAGAAGAACUUUGGUUUAUUAGUUGAAUGCCAAAAGCAUGUUGAGGCAUCAAAGUUUUCUGAUAAACUAAUCUCGGAGUUGGAGGGUGAAAACCUUAUGCAGCAGAUGGAGGUAGAGUACUUGUUAGAUGAAAUUAGAAAGUUCAAAAAGGGGAUUCAUCAAGUGUUAGGGGCUUUUCAGGUUGAUCCAGAUGGGGGGCAUAGCAAAGGGAUCAAGCAAGAGGAUGCGCCGAUAUUCCAUAUUUUGAAUAACAUUGAGGGCUUGAAAGGUUCUCUUGUUAAAAGCCAAGAGGAGAAGCAGCGGCUACUUGUAGAGAGUUCUGUCUUCCUAACUUUAAUCUCAGAACAACAAUGUGAGGGAGUAGAAUUGGAGUUGAUAAAAAAAAAUCUGGAGGAAGAGUUUGAGAACACGAGAGAGCAGCAUGCAGAGUUGCAGAAAGAUAAGCUUGAACUUCUGGAGCUGAACAACCAACUGAGUUCUGAAGUGACCAAGGGAGAGGAAAGGGAGAAUACAUUAAAGUCCAAAUUGGAGGCUCUACUUCUUGAGAUGGAAGACUUGCAGAGAACGAAGUUGAUGUUUCAGGAAGAAAAUUCUAAAGUACUUGAGGAAAAAAAUGUGCUGCUUAAGAGUGUUUUGGAGCUCAAAGAUGCAAAAUCUGCUGCUGAAGCUGAAAACGGCGAAAUCCUUCGUGAAGCACUGGCUCUGAAAAAUCUCACUUCAGUUUAUGAAAGCUUUGUCGCUGAGAAGGUCUUGGAACUAAAAGAACUGGCUGAGCAUGUCCGCAAUCUGCAGCAUAUGAACAGUGAUCUCAAAGAUGAGCUUGUUGUGCUAAAGGACAAGUUUGAGGUGAAAGAAGCAGAGCAUGUUUAUCUGAAAGAGUCAGUUGAGAGGAAGGACACAUAUUUGAAUGAAGCUGAUGACAAAAUUGAUUGUUUAAGUCAACAAAUUGAAAGUUCAGAAUAUCUCCUUGAGAAGAAAGAAACAGAGUUGUUAGAAAUGGAGGAAAGGCUAAAGGAUGCAGAGAUGUUGAAUGCAGAGUUUUGCAAAAAUGUUGAGACCUUAAAGAUGGAACAAGAAGAAUCAUGUCUAGUCAACGAAAAUCUAGAGAAGCAGAUCCUUGAACUAUCACAAGGGUGCUUGUUGCACAAAAAGGAAAUUGAACAACUUACUGAAGAAAAUAGAAGUUUGCUGUCUGAGAUGAGAUUAUUACGGGAUGAAGUUGAACAACACAGGGCUAGGGAGGAAACAUUGAACUCAGAGCUUAUGGAUAAAACAAAUGAAUUUGCACUUUGGGAGGCUGAAGCUGCUACAUUCUAUUUUGAUCUUCAGAUUUCGUCCAUAAGCGAAGCAUUGUUGGAAAACAAAGUCAAUGAGCUUACUGGAGUUUGCUCACGGCUUGAAAAUGAAAGUUCUGCGAAAAGCUUGGAGAUUGAACAGAUGACUGAGAGAGUCAAUCUACUGGAAACUGAAGUUGGAGGAUUAAAGGGGCAGUUAUCUGCAUAUAUUCCAGUCAUUAGUUCUUUGAAAGAGGAUUUUGCUUCUUUAGAGCAUACUGCCCUUGUUCAAAUCAACAAAACUUGUGAUAUCGGCAAUCAAGAGCAAAAGAAUGUAGUAAUUGAGACCUGUGUUGAAGAAUAUAGCGAUCAAAAUAUGCCUGAAGAUAGUACUGUGAUGCUAGAUGGGGUUUCAGAUUUGCUGAGCAUGAAAGCAAGGAUUAGAGCAGUUGAAAGGGCAAUGUUGGAAGAAAUUGAGAGACGAAUCAAAGAGGAAGAUCGAACCACAAAAGUAGAUGCCAGAGCUCAUCUGACUGAAGUGACAGAAGAUUCAAGGGACUACAGAAAAUUGGAAAAGGAGCCCAAGGAUAACUUCAACUUAUGGAGAACAAAAUCUGAGAAUGGAUCAUUGAUGAAAGACAUUCCUCUUGAUCACAUCUCUGAUAAUCCAGCCUCUAAGAAAAGCAGGAGAGAUAAUAGUGGUGGAACGGAUGAUCAGAUGCUUGAAUUAUGGGAAGCUGCAGAGGAGGAUGGCGAUGAUAAUGCAAUGGUUAAUGAAGCAACAAAACAGAGUUCUGCUCCAGCAGAAGAUAUCAUUUUGUACCAUCCAUCGGAUCAUUCUGGAAAAUUCCAAAACACUUCUUCUGAAUUGGAUGUAGAAAGGGAGUUGGGUAUUGACAAGCUCCAGCUGUCAAGAAGUAUAAAAGAGAGAACUCAAGAUGGCAAGAGGAGAAAGAUAUUAGAGAAGCUCAAUUCAAAUGCACAAAAACUAACCGUUCUUAAGAUGAAUGUGCUGGAUUUGAAGACAAAAAUGGAGGCAGUGAAGAGAAUUAAGAAGGGAAAUGAUGCCGAAUGCGACACAGUCAAGAGACAGAUCGAAGAUGUUGAAGGGGCUGUCCUGAAAUUAUCAGAUACUAAUGAUCAGCUCAUGAAGGAUCUCGAAGAGAGCACCCCGUCUUUAAACAAGGUGGUGUCAGCCGAAGCAGAAAAGAGUAGACAAACCCAGAGAAAGAGAGUAGCAGAGCAGGCACGAAGAGAUUCCCAAGAGAUCGGACAGUUGCAGUUCGAGGUGCAGAACAUCCAAUAUGUAAUGCUGAAAUUAGGUGAUGAAAAGAAGAGCAAAGGGAAAAGCAGAUUCUCAGGGAAAACAGUGGUGUUGUUGAGGGACUUCAUUCGCAGUGGCAAGAAAAGCAGCAGCAAAAAGCACAAAAAAGGAUGCUUUUGUGGAUGCUCAAAGCCUUCAACAACUGAGUAAGCCAGAAAAUCUAGUUUCAGUAUAUUGUAAGUAGUUAAUUAAGCAUAACUAGCAUAUUUUAGCUAGUACAUGUGUAAGCUUUAUCAUAAAUUAAGGUAUUAUUAGAGACUUUUAACUUAUCAUAGAAACCUGUCUCAGAUAUUUAUCUUUUAGCUUCCUAAAGGAUCCGUGUUAAGUGCCAUUUUUGCAAAGAAAGUAGCUUCCCUGUUAUGUUAUAGAGCAUGCAUUAUAGAAGACCAUAUCUAUCACUUUUUCUUCGGCAUUAUUGAGUUGUGAUCAUGUAACGAUAAGCUUGUUUAUAAUUA